AUGACUGAAGUCCUCCUAUCUGCUGCUUUGAAUGGAACUGAACCCAACCUGUUAUCCAGCAGUGGCUGGGCUGUGGGAAAUGCCACCACGAAGUGUUCCCUGACCAAAACUGGCUUCCAGUUCUAUUACCUGCCCACCGUCUACAUUCUGGUCUUCAUCACUGGGUUUUUGGGCAACAGUGUGGCCAUCUGGAUGUUUGUCUUCCACAUGAGGCCUUGGAGUGGCAUCUCAGUCUACAUGUUCAACUUGGCGCUAGCUGAUUUCUUGUAUGUCUUGACUCUGCCUGCCCUCAUCUUUUACUACUUCAAUAAGACAGAUUGGAUCUUCGGCGAUAUCAUGUGCAAGCUGCAGAGGUUCAUCUUCCACGUGAACCUGUAUGGCAGCAUUUUGUUUCUCACUUGUAUAAGUGUGCACAGGUACACGGGGGUGGUGCACCCCUUGAAGUCACUGGGGAGGCUGAAGAAGAAGAACGCCGUGUACAUCAGCACCCUGGUCUGGGUCAUUGUGGUGGCCGUGAUUUCUCCAAUACUGUUCUACUCGGGAACGGGGAUAAGGAGAAAUAAAACCACAACGUGCUAUGACACAACAGCCGAUGAUUACCUGAGAAGUUACUUCAUUUACAGCAUGUGCACCACUGUGCUGAUGUUCUGCAUCCCGUUCAUACUGAUUCUUGGUUGCUAUGGGCUCAUUGUGAAAGCUUUGAUUUACAAAGAUUUGGACAAUUCUCCUCUCAGGAGAAAGUCAAUUUACCUGGUUAUUAUUGUGUUGACGGUCUUUGCUGUUUCUUACCUUCCCUUCCACGUGAUGAAGACCUUAAAUCUAAGAGCCCGGGUGGAUUUUCAGACACCACAAAUGUGUGCCUUCAACGACAAGGUUUAUGCCACUUACCAAGUGACGAGGGGCCUGGCCAGCCUCAACAGCUGCGUCGACCCCAUUCUGUACUUCCUGGCAGGUGAUACCUUUCGAAGGCGCCUUUCCAGGGCGACCAGGAAAUCAUCCAGGAGAAGUGAGCACAACGUGCAGUCCAAAAGCGAGGAAAUGACUCUCAAUAUUUUAUCAGAGUAUAAACAGAACGGAGAUACCAGUUUGUAAACAAACAUGGAAGAUUUGGGAACGGUUUGAAAAAAUCCUCUGCUUUGAGACAGCAGGUUACUGUAGUGCUACAAGUGUGUGAGGAGAAUCUACCAGUCUCAAAUUCGUUUUAGGUAAAGCCUCAUUUUCUGAUCUUAGAGAAAGCUUAACAAAGAAUUUUAAUGGAAAGUAACAUGUCAGAAUUCAUCAUUUCCCUCACCUUAUGAUAUUCUUGUUUCUUUCUGACUUGUGUCAGAUAAAGUAAAAUGAAGUGUAUCCCCU
Molecule: messenger RNA, 1353 nt
Organism: Merops nubicus (carmine bee-eater)
Lineage: Eukaryota; Metazoa; Chordata; Aves; Coraciiformes; Meropidae
Gene: P2RY1
Product: purinergic receptor P2Y, G-protein coupled, 1
Exons: 1
Coding region: 1-1092 (363 amino acids)
Biological process (GO): phospholipase C-activating G protein-coupled receptor signaling pathway; platelet activation; relaxation of muscle
Cellular component (GO): plasma membrane
Molecular function (GO): G protein-coupled ADP receptor activity; G protein-coupled ATP receptor activity; ATP binding
Source: RefSeq, a predicted model, not a curated record